Molecule: messenger RNA, 375 nt
Organism: Pterocles gutturalis (yellow-throated sandgrouse)
Lineage: Eukaryota; Metazoa; Chordata; Aves; Pterocliformes; Pteroclidae
Gene: IAH1
Product: isoamyl acetate-hydrolyzing esterase 1 homolog (S. cerevisiae)
Exons: 3
Molecular function (GO): hydrolase activity, acting on ester bonds
Source: RefSeq, a predicted model, not a curated record
UUCUCCUUCCAGGAAAAUGGCUGGGGGGCAUCCCUUGCUGAGAGACUGGUCAGAAAAUGCGAUGUUGUGAACCGUGGGCUCUCGGGGUACAACACCAGAUGGGCUAAACUGCUCCUUCCAAGACUGAUCAGUAAAAGUGCUGGUGCUGAGAGUACUGUUGCAGUUACUAUUUUCUUUGGAGCUAAUGACAGUGCUUUGAAAGAUCUGAACCCUAAGCAACACGUUCCUUUGGAGGAAUAUGCUGCGAACUUAAAGAGCAUGAUACAGUAUCUGAAGUCAGUAGACAUUACGGAAGAUAGGAUUAUUUUGAUAACACCACCGCCUCUUCAGGAAUCAGCUUGGGAAAAGGAAUGUCUUGCCAAAGGUAAAAGAAUG